Molecule: messenger RNA, 2016 nt
Organism: Papilio polytes (common Mormon)
Lineage: Eukaryota; Metazoa; Arthropoda; Insecta; Lepidoptera; Papilionidae
Product: apyrase-like
Exons: 11
Coding region: 40-1668 (542 amino acids)
Biological process (GO): AMP catabolic process
Cellular component (GO): plasma membrane
Molecular function (GO): metal ion binding; nucleotide binding; 5'-nucleotidase activity
Source: RefSeq, a predicted model, not a curated record
CGGAGUGUAAAGGAGUGGUUUUUACAUAAUAAUGUUCAUAUGAAAAUGAAAAUCGCAUUAAUAAUUUACAUUGUUUUGUCCGUCUCGUUUGCUGAAAAUGAGUUUUCAUUGAAUAUUUUACAUUAUAAUGAUUUUCAUGCGAGGUUUGUAGAGACCAAUCCAGCAGGUGGCGUGUGUAAUCCCUCAGUAGCGCCCUGCACCGGAGGCUUUGCUCGCUUAACGACCGCUGUGAGACAGGCUUUGAGGCGUGAACCUAAUUCACUGCUGCUUAACGGAGGUGACAGCUUCCAGGGCACGAUUUGGUAUAACUUGCUGAGAUGGAAUGUCACCCAGGAUUUUAUGAAUAUGCUGCCACAUGACGCUCAUGUUCUAGGAAAUCAUGAAUUUGACAAUGGUGUUGAAGGAGUUGUGCCUUAUUUGAAGCAUUUGAACUCAAAAGUAGUAACAGCAAACAUAAUAGAUGAUCUGGAGCCAUCUCUACAAGGUUUAUAUUACCCUAGUAUUGUUGUUGAAAGAAAUGGAAGAAAGACCGGAAUUAUAGGAGUAAUAAUUUCGUCUACUAACGAACUAGCAUCUACAGGGCGUUUGAAAUUUACAGACGAAGUAGAGGCUGUUAAAUUAGAAGCGGAAAAAUUACACAAUAAUGGUACUGACGUCAUUAUAGUAUUGUCUCAUUGUGGUAUUGAUAUUGACAGGGAGAUAGCUCAAAAUGGAGGUCCAUACAUAGACAUUAUUGUAGGAGGACAUAGUCACACUCUACUGUAUAACGACGACCCACCAGAAAACUCAACUUUUCGUCCACAAGGGCCAUACCCCCUUGUAGUCAGACAAGGAAUAAAACCAGUAUUAAUUGUACAAGCAGCUGCCCACGCUCAGUAUUUAGGAGAAAUAAAACUACACUUUGAUAACCAGGGGAACCUCGUUGAUUGGGAAGGUCAACCACAUUACUUAGGAAAUGAAGUUAUACAAGCUCCUGAUGUACUGGAGAAGAUAAAUCAGUGCCUUCCCGAGAUCACGGGAAUGGCUACGCGGAAAAUUGGAUCUUCCUUAGUUCAUUUGUCAUCGAGAUGCGCUUGUUCCGAAUGCAACUUGGGAAGCCUUAUUUGCGAUGCUUAUAUGGAUGCAAUGGUGCCGAGAGCUAAAGGUGGCAAAUGGAUCGAUGCACAUUUUUGCGUCAUAAAUAGAGGAGACAUAAGGGUGGAUAUGGAACCAGGAGUGAUAACAUUUGAGACAGUACUAUUAUCGAUACCAUUUGAAAACAACAUAGAGGUAUUCGAACUACGCGGUGACCAUAUUUUAGAGAUGCUGGAAUACUCAGUCGCUAACAUACCUUUCCCGGGCGCGAGAAUGUUGCAAAUAUCUGGUAUACAUCCAAUUUUCAAUGGAUCGCUUCCUGUAAAUCAAAGAGUUAAAAGUGUAUCUAUUCGCUGUAUCGAUUGUCCCGUGCCCCGAUACCAACCGCUAGAACUCAACAAAUACUACAGAAUGAUCGCUCCAAGCUUUAUUGCCAACGGCGGGGAUGGAUUCCAUAUGAUCGCGGAAAAUAGAAGAAACGUCGAAGUAGUCGGUGUGGAUUACGACUUAUUGAUUCGCUACAUAGCAAAGCUGAGCCCUAUUUUCAUCGAUGUCGACGAGAGAAUACAAAUACAAGACCCUUGUUUGAGUUAAAAUACAAUUCUGCAUGACAAUUUGUUCCCAUUGUAUUAACAAGCUGUUUCCCGCGAUUUCGUCCGCGCACUAUUAAACAUAGUACAAAAAACUAUGUAUAUCUCGGGAUCCAGAUAUUUUUCUGGAUGAACCGUAUCCCAUGUGUUACUCCAGACUUUGUUUUAUAUCUGUGCCAAAUUUGAAUAAGACAUGGUGAACCGUUGCAGAAUUAUCGAGUAAACAUGAAAAAAACGAUAUUAAUGUAUGUGGCGCUAGUGUGCUGUUGCAAUUCAGUUAGACUGUCCACCGGAUCCUUGUUAAAUGACUAUUUGUUUUUACUUAAUUAAAUGAUUCUUCUUUUGCAUAGAA